GAGUGCCCGCACUUCGAGGCCAAGAGGCGCGAGCUGGCGACUGAGCUCAAGCUGGACAACUCUUUCUGGGCCUCGGUGCCCCGAGUGACAAGUAAGAGCGGCUGGGUGUGCUACUCAGCGUCGCCAAGCUACGAGAUGAGAUCCCGCAUGUUGGUUGCCACUGUUCGUCUGGGCGCCUUCAUCGUGCGGGAGAACUUUACGCCGACCGAGCGAGUCUCAUUGACUUGCUAG
Molecule: messenger RNA, 231 nt
Organism: Prorocentrum cordatum
Lineage: Eukaryota; Dinophyceae; Prorocentrales; Prorocentraceae
Source: the annotation of a GenBank genome assembly